AUGACGGAUAAACUGCGAAGAUAUGAGAAAAUCGAUUUCUUAGGAGAAGGACAGUUUGCUACUGUUUAUAAAGCCAAAGAUAUCGAAACUUCUAAAAUUGUUGCUGUGAAAAAGAUUAAAGUUGGAAGUCGUGCAGAAGCUAGAGAUGGAAUAAAUAGAACUGCAUUACGCGAGAUUAAAUUAUUGCAAGAACUAAAACAUGAUAAUGUGAUUGGUUUAUUAGAUGUUUUUGGACAUAAGUCAAAUGUCUCUUUAGUGUUUGAUUUUAUGGACACAGAUUUAGAAGUGAUAAUAAAGGACAAUAAUAUAGUUUUAUCAGCAGCAAACAUUAAAGCAUACAUGAUUCAAACUUUACAAGGUUUAGAUUAUUUGCAUUAUAAUUGGAUACUCCACAGAGAUUUAAAACCAAACAAUUUACUGGUUAAUGCAGAGGGUGUAUUAAAAAUUGGUGAUUUUGGUUUGGCUAAAUUUUUUGGUUCACCAAAUCGAAUAAAUACUCAUCAGGUAGUAACAAGAUGGUAUAGGGCACCUGAACUGUUGUAUGGUGCAAGGUUGUAUGGAACUGGAAUUGAUAUGUGGGCAGUUGGUUGUAUAUUAGCAGAACUUUUAUUACGUGUACCAUUUUUACCUGGGGAAUCUGAUUUGGAUCAGCUUACCAGAAUAUUUCAAACAUUGGGUACACCCACUGAAGAGACAUGGCCAGGAAUGACUGAACUACCAGAUUUUAUUCAAUUUAAACCUUUUCCUGGCACACCAUUGAAACAUAUAUUUACAGCUGCUGGCGAUGAUCUCUUAGAUUUAAUUGCUAGUCUGUUAAAUGUAAAUCCUUUAGAAAGAUGUACAUGUGAUCAAGCCCUUCAAAUGCCAUACUUUAGCAACAAGCCAGCACCAACUCCUGGACCUAGAUUACCUCUUCCUACAUCUGUAAAACGUCAGCCAGAAGAGAAACCUAGUCUAAAAAGGAAACUGUUGGAAUCUAUGGAUGGUGCUUCACUGGCAAAAAGAUUGCAAUUUUAA
Molecule: messenger RNA, 1017 nt
Organism: Habropoda laboriosa
Lineage: Eukaryota; Metazoa; Arthropoda; Insecta; Hymenoptera; Apidae
Gene: Cdk7
Product: cyclin-dependent kinase 7
Exons: 5
Coding region: 1-1017 (338 amino acids)
Biological process (GO): protein phosphorylation; positive regulation of transcription by RNA polymerase II
Cellular component (GO): nucleus; transcription factor TFIIH holo complex; transcription factor TFIIK complex
Molecular function (GO): cyclin-dependent protein serine/threonine kinase activity; ATP binding; RNA polymerase II CTD heptapeptide repeat kinase activity
Source: RefSeq, a predicted model, not a curated record